Molecule: messenger RNA, 2199 nt
Organism: Stylophora pistillata
Lineage: Eukaryota; Metazoa; Cnidaria; Anthozoa; Scleractinia; Pocilloporidae
Molecular function (GO): protein binding
Source: RefSeq, a predicted model, not a curated record
CGUAACUCACAUUUCGCGCUUGCCUUCGUUUGCCUCAAAAAUGCAAAAAAUAACGUCUGUUCUGCAAGCUACUUUGAGGUUUGAAAGUGUUCUUGUUGUUUACGGAUACUUUUAACUACAUUGACCUGUGUGUAGUAAACAUAAGUGUUCAGGAGUCUCCUAAACAACUUUGCAUCUGUCAUCAACAUUCAAACAUUCCUAUCCCGUUUACGUCAGAAAUAUUGUGACAAUGUUUACAACUUCAUGGUUAUAAAAAGAUGCAAUUUUAGCUUAAGGCUAAUAUUGAUCACGUAUUGAUGUGUGAAAAUUGAGCCUUAGGAUAUUAUUGCUUUAUUGAAUACCAGUGAUGUGUGUCGUGCGGACGUGUCUAAGUUCAUAACUCUCUUAAUCCAGCGCUUUCAACUGAUAGUCUAUUAUUAUAUCUCGCCGACAGGUCAUUAGAAAGCGAUUAUUGAGAGAGUACAGUUCCCGGGGGACUUGUGAAUGGGGUGAACAAGAUACCUCUCUGUUGCCAUAUUAAACAAAGAUCUUACUUGUUUACCUCUUCGAUCGAUAGCUUCAUCCAAAAUCUACGAUUUCGAGUGGAGUCAUUAAUAUUUUCAGACGAAUUUGGAUAUUAGUUAAGUAAUCAGGAGGAGGUCUCAGGAAACGGUUUGUCAGCUGAGGAAUAUUGCUUCGUCAGCUUGAGAUCCGAAAGGACAUUUGAUUUGCACCUUUUUGUUUAGCACCGUGGAAGAGAGAGAUGUCGUCCUCUUGUCUGAACCAAGCUGUGUGUUCUGGAAGACUUCAUCAGAUUCGUUUGCUUUUGGAUAUCGGCGUUAAAUCAACCAUAGUUGACAACGAGGGUCGGUCGCCUCUUAUGAUUGCCGCGUGUGGUCCAAAGGAUUCCUUAGCGACUCGAAUUGCUCGUCUUCUACUGGGCCGAGGGGCACGGGUGGAAGCCGUUGAUAACCAAGGAAGGACUGCCUUGUCGUAUGCCUGCCAACAUGGACAUUCUAAGCUUGUUAAACUUCUCAUAGAAGACGACUGCGAUAUUAAUUUGGCUGAUAAAGAUGGCAACACCCCCCUGAUGUACGCGGCUAUGUCGGGCAGUGUGCCCACAUUGCGUGAAGUGUUAAAUAUUUUGUUAAAAUACAGACUUAGUGUGGAUUUGAGAAACAAGAAAGGCUUUUCUGCAUAUUUGUUAGCGGCCAAGAUGGCUAACUGGGAAUGCGCGUGGAUCCUGAAAACGGAAGCGAAUGCGUCGGUUGAUGUGCGGGACACGGAGUUUUUCUUAAAUGGUAAAGAAUGGGCCAAAAAGGUCAGGCGAAACUUGGAAAAAGAGAAAUUUGAGAAGUCCGUGCAGUUGAUUGCUCAUCGACCCCGGCCGCAGACGUCGCUAGAACUCGGUCGCGGGAACAAAAUUGUGAUUACACCAUGCAAUUCGCGGACAUUUUCACGACUAACGACCCAUAGUGAGCCCGCGGUGACUCGAAAAAUUGGCCUUGUGGAUAGGUGGUCGGUUGUUCACAAAGAUCUUAAACGUAAUAACGAAUUGGAGAUUACACGUGUUAAAAGCGCAUCUUCAACGUCUAACAGCAGCAGAGAGAGUACCAUUCCUUCGGUAGCGCGCACACUUACACCAGAUCUACACGCCAUAUUUAGUCAGUAUGUUCUGGUUGACAAUAAGCCAGCGGUCACCGUAGCUGACCGCAGGCCUGCUUAUGGCUCGUCUUCACGAAAGAUGAACGAGUUACCUGGGAAACGUUUGAUGAGAGAGUCUAGAAAUUCUCGAGUAGGCGCCAUGUCCCGCAAAAAAUUCUCCAUUACUAGAUAAAAAUGAAAGGUUUCAGUUGCUCGAUAUGAUUUAAAGUAUGGAUAUGGGGGGAGGGGGGGAGCAGUUUUCAUAAAAGUAGUUUACGUACCCUCCGGUUCCCCCUACCCCCUAGGGAAACGUUUCUCCUAGCAGGAAGGGUAGGGCUACACACGUUUGCUAUCAUAGAAGGGGUUACAGGAAACUGAAAACACGUGUAACAUACUGCCUUGUGAAAAGAGAUGAAGAAGUUCCAUGGAACGAAAUAUAUUUGCAUACCUUUUUUAUGGAGCGUAUGUUGGCAAAUAUAGGUGCUGAGCCGGUGCGGUCAGUUCAGAACAAAGCGUCGCCCCCUCCUCUCGGGUGUAAAUCAGUUUUCGCGCUCGCCUCGCGAGACUAAAAAUCAC